Molecule: messenger RNA, 609 nt
Organism: Puccinia triticina
Lineage: Eukaryota; Fungi; Basidiomycota; Pucciniomycetes; Pucciniales; Pucciniaceae
Exons: 5
Coding region: 1-609 (202 amino acids)
Biological process (GO): DNA-templated transcription
Cellular component (GO): RNA polymerase I complex; RNA polymerase III complex; RNA polymerase II, core complex
Molecular function (GO): DNA binding; DNA-directed RNA polymerase activity
Source: RefSeq, a predicted model, not a curated record
AUGGAAGACGAUCGAGAGGCCGCAAGAUUACAUCGGGUCAAUCGGACUAUCAAAGAACUCGUCCGGGAUAGGGGAUAUGAAGUCUCAGACGCGGAAAUCAACGUGUCUUUAGAUGUAUUCAAAGCUGACCUAGCAAGCGACAAGAAAAAUAUCCACUUUGCGGCUGUCAAUCCCGAAACGACUCAGGGGAUUUAUGUUUACUACUCAGAUGAGAAAUCCGUUGGAAUUAAAACUAUGAGAAAGUUUAUUGGGAUCCUUGACGAAAAAAAGAUAGAAUCAGGAAUCCUGAUUUAUUCUCAGGCGAUGACACCAUCGGCAAACAAAGUGAUUGCAUCAAUGGCCCAACAAUUCACCUUGGAAGCCUUUCAAGAAUCCGAACUAUUGGUCAACAUUACUCGUCACAUCAUGGUUCCACGACAUGAAGUGAUGAAACCUGAAGAGAAAAAGGCAUUGUUGACAAGAUAUCGACUCAAAGACACUCAACUACCCAGAAUUCAACUCACUGAUCCCGUCGCCCGAUAUUAUGGUUUGAAAAGAGGACAAGUCGUCCGAAUCACCAGACCUUCCGAAACUGCUGGAAGAUAUGUGAGCUAUCGUUUAGCAAUGUAA